AUGAACAACAAUUACACGGAGGACUACUCCUGGCAGUCUCUAGAGGGCGAUCAAUCCUGGGUUGACUACGGCUAUGCGUCAGCCUUACCGAACUUUCAACUGGACCUGCCAUUGGGCUAUGAACCAAACCUCACAGCACCAUGGGCUUCUACAAAUACAUCCUCAUAUUAUGUCCAGAAUAAUUUAGGAGCUGGCUCAUCCCUCGUAGAGCCUCAGCAGAACCUAGUCGGCAGUUAUUUCCACAUCACGGGAGCAGAGGGUGGUGCCAACGGCCAAAAUGCAUGUUUCACGUCUGAACCGAGAGAAACAGUGCUCCCAAACGUUGACACUGCAGUGCUUUACCCUGCGUAUAUGCAGGGCACUGCAUCUCACCACCAGGUGCAACAACAAGAACAAGCCACAGAUCUGUCAACAGCCGCCAUUGACUUCCAGUUUGUUGGUGGAUCUCGACCACUUCAGCCUCUAGCAGCGAAGGCAGAACUGCCGAGCGUUGCUCAGAGACAGGAUGAGAACUCAGAAGAACUGAACCUCAAAUGUAAAUUUCCUGGUUGUGUUUCGAAGAAAAGCUUCAAGCGAAAGUACGAACUUGAACGACAUAUGCAGAAGCAUAGUCGGCAAGAAACUUUCGACUGCCCUGCUGUCAACUGCAAGUAUCGCGGGCCAAAAGCUUUCUAUCGACCAGACAAGCUGAAAGCUCAUGUACUCGCUGGUCAUGAUGAGCAGACACUAUUCGCGUGCCCUGUAGCCGGAUGCUUCUCAGCUAGUAGACUCUUGUCGCGCGCCUUCUUGUCCGUGCACAUGCGCAACCAUGACUUGCCAGUAGGGAAGUAUCGGGGCUAUUUACCAGCACUUGGAUCUCUUGAUCGAUUUCGAACCUGUCCUGUCGAGAAGUGUUUGAAGAAGCUGUCUCCAGAUUCCCUGCAGGGGCAUGUCCUGCAGCACACUGAGGCUGAACGAGCUGCCUGCCGGAUCAAGAUUGCUGCCGCGGGAUUAGAUCAUCUCAGUGGUUGCGUCAUCUGCCCAAUUAUCAGCUGUCGAAUUACACUUCCAGAUCUGCCGGCAUUCCAAGAUCAUCUUAUCGACCACAUUGCCUUAGAUCCGAAUCACUUUCGCGCCUGGAAAACCAGUGCCAUUCAUUCGUGGUGUGAUCUUCAUCAACAUCCCUGGGUGCUACUGCGUAUUUCAUGGUGGGAUAGAAUAUCGUCUUUUUAUAAUAGAGACUGCCCUGCCUGCGGGAUGAGGAGGGGACAAAACACUCAUCCGUUCGACUUACUCAAAGAUCCCAAGAAUUUGCACGCUUGUAGAGAAGAGAUCCUCCAACUUUACCCUGGUAUCGGCUGGCACCCAAUCUUUGAUGAUGUGAUGCCGGCUGUUCACCGUACGACGAUACGAUUACCAUAA
Endocarpon pusillum Z07020 is the source of this 1401-nucleotide messenger RNA. RefSeq lists its product as uncharacterized. Gene Ontology annotation, cellular component: nucleus. NCBI's taxonomy places the organism in Eukaryota, Fungi, Ascomycota, Eurotiomycetes, Verrucariales, Verrucariaceae. The coding region runs from base 1 to 1401 and encodes 466 amino acids. The transcript has 3 exons. Gene Ontology annotation, biological process: regulation of transcription by RNA polymerase II. Gene Ontology annotation, molecular function: RNA polymerase II cis-regulatory region sequence-specific DNA binding; DNA-binding transcription factor activity, RNA polymerase II-specific. The record is from RefSeq and is a predicted model, not a curated record.